Molecule: messenger RNA, 1114 nt
Organism: Gallus gallus (chicken)
Lineage: Eukaryota; Metazoa; Chordata; Aves; Galliformes; Phasianidae
Gene: RRP15
Product: ribosomal RNA processing 15 homolog
Exons: 5
Coding region: 21-809 (262 amino acids)
Biological process (GO): maturation of LSU-rRNA; maturation of 5.8S rRNA
Cellular component (GO): preribosome, large subunit precursor
Source: RefSeq, a predicted model, not a curated record
GGUGACGCGGUGCAGUGAAGAUGGCGGCCGCCGUGGAGAGCUCACGAGGGCAGGCGGCAGCGGGCGAGGAGGCAGCCAGCGAUUCUGAGAUAAGCUCAGGACUUCCAGAUGACAGCUACUCCUCUGGGGAUGAAGCCUUGGAUGGAGAUGAUGAGGAUGAAGCGGCAGUUGUUGAGCAUGUGGCUGAAGAGACUGCGAACUCCAAAGCUGGUCCAGGUUCAGGCUGGGCAGAUGCCAUGGCAAAAGUGCUCAACAAAAAGAUACCACAAAAUAAGUCCAUCAUCUUGGCCAAGAGUAAAAAACUGGAGAAGGAAAGAGAAAAGGAGAGACAAGAAAGACUGGAGAAGAGGAGGAAGCUCGAUAAAAAGAGGGAGUGGGAAAUGAUGUGCCGAGUGAAGCCAGAUGUUGUCAAAGACAGAGACAGAGAGAGAAAUCUUCAGAGAAUUGCCACAAGAGGUGUUGUGCAGUUAUUUAAUGCUGUCAGGACACACCAAAAGAACGUUGACGAGAAGGUGAAGAAAGGUGCAAGAUCUGAAAGGCAACGUGCUAAACUGCUAUCCUCUGUUUCAAAGAAAGAUUUCAUCAAUGUUUUAAGAAGCAUGGAGGGUGCUAAAGGAAACCGUAACUCUGCUAGAAAGGCCGCAAAAAGUAAACAGGGUGAAGUGAAGUCUGAAGAGGGACCAGAAUGGAAUAUACUACGUGAUGACUUCAUGAUGGGAGCUUCUAUGAAAGACUGGGAUAAGGAAAGUGAUGGAGAGGGCAAUAUUGAACAAGGAGGUGGUUUAAAACAAGAAGAUGGCAGUGACUGAAUGAAACUGAAAACUUUUUGAGAUACUUUAUCUUUCUUUAUUUGGAUUAAAAGUCAACAUUCUGUGAAUGUACAAUACUUGGAGGCUGUCUCUUCUUAAAAAGAGUCUUGCACAAAUUGAGUGUGUUUAUUCCUCAGUGUCCAACAUUUUAAAUAUAGCUUCAUUUGCUGUACUGAAAUCCUGAAGUAUUUUUCAAAACAUGUAUAAUUUUCAACAUAUUUCCAAAACAUUUUGUGCAGUCAAAAUAGUGGCACUUGCCCAAUGAAAGAUGGAUUUUGCCAAGGUCAUUAAAAGUUUAUACAUUA